Messenger RNA from Ctenopharyngodon idella (grass carp), 6897 nucleotides. RefSeq names its product interferon-induced very large GTPase 1-like. The coding region runs from base 277 to 5622 and encodes 1781 amino acids. Lineage: Eukaryota; Metazoa; Chordata; Actinopteri; Cypriniformes; Xenocyprididae. The record is from RefSeq and is a predicted model, not a curated record. The transcript has 5 exons. Gene Ontology annotation, molecular function: GTP binding.
CUUUCACUUGCUAUUUGGAAAUCAAAGAGAAGGACAGACACACACGGGGAGACAUCAACACUCAGGAUAACGAACAAUCAGCAGAAGAGAACAUAUCCAAACCUGCUGGCAGUGCAAAAAUGAUCAAGGCACCUGAACCAUUUGACUCAUCACACAGUGACAUGGUUUGGACAUGAAAACAUUCUACUUGGAGAAAAACAUGUUGAAAGUGCAGAAAUAUCCAGGAUUGUUCCUUUACAGAGGAAGAUAUCAGAACAUUGUGUCUCAGUGAUCAACAUGACUGGUUUACAUGAGGCUGAACUUUACCUGGACUCAGUGGAUCAUCACAUUGGUCAACUAGUGAAUGAAAAUGAAAUCCACACCUUCAUCUUUGUUGUGCGACUGGGCCAGUUAACAGAUGCUGAUAAGAUUGGUCUUGAAUGGCUUCAGAGAGUGUUUGGAGACAAAGUUCUUCAGUUUGUGAUGAUUCUCUUCACCUAUGAGACAGAAGAAGAGUGUGACUCUAUAAUUGAUGAUCUGAAGAACAACCCUGUUCUGGAGCAGCUGCUGGAGAAAUGUGGAGGAAGAUAUCAGACCUGCAACAAGACGAUAACCAACCAAACAGAGAUGAGAGAGCUGAUGAACAAGAUUGAGCGUCUGUUUAAUGAAAAUCAACAGCAGCGCUACACACUAGAGAUAUACAAUACAGCAUUAAGACAGAGAGAAGAGCUAAAAAAAAGUGAAUGUGAAAGUGAUGAACCUUCAAUCAAUAAAGAAACAAGGGAGCACGCCACAACAGAGACAACAGAAACACACAGGGGAACUGCAGAAGAGCUUAGAACAGACGGAGAGAAACCAGAUCAACCAGAAAAAGAAAUGCUUACAAGCUCAAAAAUACUCUUUGACAGACUUCAUCUUGAAGGCAGGAAUGAUAAUAAACUGAGAGCUGCAGAUGUUCUUCAGAUAACUGAACACUCAUUAGAGUCCCAUGAGUAUUGUGCUGAAGAGGAGCUGGUUCAGACUUUCAUUCAAAAACUACUGAUGAUGGACUAUAGAGCGAGAUACAUUCAUGUUAAUGAGGCCAAUGAAUGUGAUCAAAUACAGCAAAGAAAUAAUGACUCAUCUAAAAAUGAGUGUGACAUUUUUGAAGAAAUGUUUUUGUCUAAUGAAGGAUCAAGUCAAUCUGAGCGUAUUCACCCGAUGGAUGUUCAGUUGGCCGUGUUUCAUUGUGCUGAUGAUUUCCUGAAGCAGCUGAUGGUAACUAAACUGUCCCAGUGUCAGUACGCUCUGCCUCUGCUUGUUGCUGAUCCAUUCACACAACAGAUUGAGUUUCCUCUCUGGACGUUUAGAGAAAUCACCAAGAGCUGGAAGACGAGAAACACCAACAAUGAAACCAUCAGUCAAACCCAUCCAAUCUACAAGGCAGAAACUCCAAUGGUGUCUUUCUUCAGGUUUGGCUCUGUGUCUUCAUCCAAGUCUCAUCUGAUGAACAGUCUGAUCAAUGAGAAACACAACACGUUCUUCCACAGGAACUGCCCAGGCAGCAGCAGAACCAGAGUCCUGAUGGAUGGAGUGGUGGAGAUCGCCUGGUUCUGCCCCUCUGGGAAAAACACGGAUAAAUUUACUGACUGUGUUGCGUUCUGUAAUCUACACGGUGAUGCAGGAGACCAUGAGAAACAGCUGGAGAUCCUCACUGAAAUGAGCUCAGUCAAUGUUGUUCUUCUACCACGACUUCAGAAGAAUGACAAAAACAUUAUAAAACUUCAACAACUCUACAAGGACUCAAAGUCACUCAUUUGUCUUUUUACUGAGGAUGUUUCAACUCUUAUUGAGACACGGAAAAGAAAAUACAAGAUUGGUCUAAAAGACAGAAAUCAGUCAGAUGUAUCUGAAGAACUCAGAAGAGCUAUAAAUGAUUGUCUCUCAGAAUCAUCUUCCACUUUCAGACUUGAAGAUGUGUCCAAACACUCAGACAUCAGAGUGGAUGAGGAAUAUGAUGAUGACUGCAGGAGAGGAAGAGAAGCAGCACAGCAGAUGAUGAGUUUACUGGAGAAGAAAGAUCUGACAGAAAUCAAAGAAUCAGUUCUGCCUCAUCAGGGGAAACUGUGGCAUCAGUGGUGUCAGAAGAACAAAGAACUACAUCGACCUAAAGCAGAUGAGAUAGAAAAGGAAAUAAGUAAAAAACAGACAGAAAUGAAGGAAAUUCGCCAACAACAGCAUAAGUCUGACAUCAGUGAGUUUAUGAAGUGUUUUAUUAAAGAAAUGAAAUCAGAUGCUGCAAAUAAGAACAAUUUUUUUCUCAAAUGGCUCAGAAUCCUCCUGGAUGAAUAUACAUCUGCUGACCUUUCUAAUCUUCAUCACAAGUAUGAUAAAACAUGGUCAAAAGUCUUAAAGCUAAAAGAGAACAAUGAUAAAUCUGAACAACUCAAAGAUGAACAAACUGAACUUGAGAGAAUAUCUGAGGAACUUCAAGCAGCAACAUUUGGCUUGGAGCACAUCAUGAGGGAGAUCAGUCAGAUCUAUGAAUCAUGUUCAUCUGUGAAGAAGAACAAGAAAGACCUGCAGGUUCACUUCUCUUCUCUCCCGAGGCUUGCAGCAGAGAUGAUGAUCUCUGGAUUUCCACUGGAGCUGAUGGAUGGAGAUGCUGCUCAUGUUCCUGUGAUCUGGAUCUCUGCUGUUCUAGAUGAACUCAUCCAGAAACUGGGAGACCAGAGAGUCUUUGUGCUGUCAGUUUUAGGGAUUCAAAGCUCUGGGAAAUCCACCAUGCUGAAUGCCAUGUUUGGACUCCAGUUUGCUGUCAGUGCUGGCAGGUGCACCAGAGGAGCUUUCAUGCAGCUGGUCAAAGUGUCAGACGAGAUGAAAACACAGAUGAACUCUGAUGAGAUGAAAACACAGAAGAAGUUUGACUAUAUUCUGGUUGUUGAUACUGAGGGUCUUCGUGCUCUAGAACUGGCUGGACGAUCAACACAGCAUCAUGACAAUGAAUUGGCCACAUUUGUUGUUGGUCUUGGAAAUCUGACAUUGAUCAACAUCUUUGGAGAAAACCCAGCUGAGAUGCAGGACAUUCUUCAGAUUGUUGUUCAGGCCUUCCUGAGGAUGAAGAAGGUCAGACUGAAUCCCAGCUGUGUGUUUGUGCAUCAGAAUGUCUCAGACGUCACAGCUGGAGAGAAAAACAUGGAAGGAAGGAGACGACUGCAGGAGAAACUGGAUAAGAUGGCAAAACUUGCUGCAGAAGAGGAAGUCUUUGAUGCAGAAUGUUUCAGUGAUGUCAUUGAAUUUGAUGUUCAGAAUGAUGUGAAGUAUUUUGCUCAGCUCUGGGAGGGCAGCCCACCCAUGGCACCACCAAACCCAAACUACUGUGAGAAUAUUCAAGAACUAAAGAAAUCUAUCCUUUCUCAUGCUUUAAGAUCAGAUGGAAUGGUGCUGAAAGACUUCAAAGAUCGUAUUAAAGAUCUCUGGGAAGCUUUGCUGAAUGAACGUUUUGUGUUCAGCUUCAGAAAUUCUCUGGAGAUUUCAGCCUACAGGAAACUGGAGACAAAAUAUAGUAAGUGGUCCUGGAGUCUUCGCAGUGCCAUGAUGGAAACUGAGAACAAACUACACAACCAAAUAGAAAAUGAAGCAAUUCAUAAGGUUGAGGAAACUGUUCUUCAAAGAGAACUGAAGAAGACAAGUGAAGAAGUGGAAAAAUCAAUGCUAGAAUUCUUUGAGAAAGACACAGAUGCUAAUAUACUGAUUCAGUGGAAAACAUCUUUUGAAAUCAAAAUCAAAGAUGUCGAGGAAAACAUUGUGGGAGAAACAAAGAGGAAAUUAAAUGAGAUUCUUCAGCAGCGAGACCUGAAGAAAAAGAUAGAUGAUCAUAGGACACAUCAUGAAAACACUCUCUAUGAAAAGAGCAAAGAACUUGCCUUAAAACUCAAAGACAAAGCAAAUGAUGAAGAAACACUGAAGAAAGAGUUUGAUUUGUUUUGGAAAGAGUGUGUGAAGAUGAUCAACAGAGACACUCCUCUAAUCAGAAACAUUGACAUAAUGAGAGAUGUGAGAGAGAUCCUCAGUGAUGUCUAUAAAAGUGCUCCUGUAGACCACAGAAAAGAGGGCAGCGAAUACAGCAUUUUCACUGUGUCGCAUUAUUCUGAGUAUGUUAUUUUAAAAAGGUCCACAAAAGGUGGGGUUAAAGAGGCUGUAACGCAUACUUGCAGAACAGUUGCAAAAACAUUGGGAUUUGCUCAAACUCUGUCUCCAGAGGAUGAAGCCCAAAUAAGAUCAUUAGUCACUGAUAUUACUCAGCAGAUAGACACAAAGAUUCAGUCAUUUAACAUAACAAAGAUGGGUUACAAUAUCAGUUACAUUCAACAGCUUAUAGAUUACAUCAAAGCAAGAGUAAUUGAACAUCAGGAAGGAACAGUGAAAUAUGUGUUCAAGAAUGAAUUCUCCAUGGAUUUGUUUUUUUUCAUCUGUAAGAGAGCAAACAAGGUGAUCACUGACCAACACAGGAUGUUCAGGGAAGCCAAUGAUCCUGAAAUGUAUGUAGAGAAGAAGAGAGAAGAGUACUAUAGUAUUUUCCAGAAAUACUGUCAUGGAGCAACAUCAGCUGCCAUUUUUGGAGAGAUUAUCUGUCAGAAACUUAAAGAACCCAUUGAGCAGAGUGUCUACAAGAAGACUGCCAGAGAUAUGGCAAGUACAAUGAGAGCAAACUGUGAAUCACUGAAUGGAAACAGAUCAGAUCUGGAGAAACACAUCCUGAAGACACUGGCAGAAGAGGAGGACAAAUCCAAAUCCUUUGACAAAUACAUAAACUACAUUCAUAAUCCCAGAGAUCACUUUAAGAAUUUCAUCAAAGAUGAAGUCAGUCAGUACAUCACUGAUAAGUUCAGUGUCAGUAUUUUACCCAAGAUGAAGAAGAACAUUGAACUCCUGCAGCAGAUCAUCAUGGAAACAGCACAUGAAUCUACUGAACAUGUUCAAGUGAACAGUGGAGAUGUUGGUUUGUGGUUGAAGAGUUUCACACAGCAGCUCUCAGAUAAGCUGAUCUUCUCUGAAAAAGACCUCAGUGGAGUGAAACAUGAUGAUGUUAAUGAUUUCAACCUCCUAGAAGAUGUGAUAAGAAAAGAACUCACUGCUUUAAUGUCUGCCAUCAGCAGUAACUUCAGCAAAAAAACAUUUCCAGUAAAGCUGGACUAUAAGUUCAGGCCAGAUGAGAUUCUGAUUGAUCACUUCUGUCAGUGCUGUUGGGUUCAAUGUCCAUUCUGUAAUGCCAUCUGCACCAACACCAUAGAAAACCAUCAUGGAGAUCACAGUGUUCCUUUUCACCGUAUUACUGGAAUAACAGGGUUCAAAUACAGGAAUACAACAAACUUGUCUAUUAGUAUCUGCACAUCAGCAGUAGCAAGCAAUCGAUCUUUUUAUCUCAACAAAUCAGAUAAAGUCCGCUGGAGUGAAUACAGAACAGCAGGAAAAGAUUAUGCUAACUGGAAAAUCACCUCAGAUCUCUCUGAACUGCCCUACUGGAAGUGGUUUGUGUGUGAAUUCCAGGAAGAUCUGGAAAAGCACUACAAAAAAACAUUUGAGGGGAGUGGUGAGAUCCCAGAUGAAUGGAGAAAAUACUUCAAACAUGAUGCUUUGGAGAGUUUGGAUAAAUACAUUUAAUCAAACAAAAUUCAACAAGUGAAGAAGAUUCACAAAGAAAGAUCUUUGAUUCACAAGACAUAACAUGAAAUGACUUUCUGUUCCUUACAUCAGUGACUGAAAUCACCUAAACCUCAGUUAACAGAAUACAUCAGAGAGAAGAGUUGGUAACACUUUACAAUAACAAUACAUGAAUAAUAAUGUAAUAACUUAAUUAAUAGUUACUUCAACAUGAACCCAUGAUUAGUGAAGAUAAACUAAUCAUGAACUAAUGAAGAGCUAUCCUUAACUACGACAGGAGUCAUAAGGAUUCAUGCAUGAAAACAGCAGCCUUAACUACAUGUUAACACAUAUUUGAUAAUUAAUGGAUUCAUUAACAUUUAGGGGUUAACUAAAUAGAACAGGCUGCAUAAGAGCCUUGUGAUUUACAUGUGAUUUAGUACUGUCAUAAUUUAAACUGUAAUAUCAUAACCUGCCAUCUCUUUGUGACAAAUUAUUGGAAUGGCACAUGAUUAUUUAGCCAUUAAUCGCACAGAUCUGUCUAAUCAAAUGUGGAAAAUAGACUAACUACUACUAAUAAAUUUAAUUUGAUCUAAACCGUUUUCUGAUUUUUAUUGUUCAUUUAUAUUUAGACAUAGCUAAAUAGUCAUAGUUUCUUCCCAGAACUAAAGAAUGUAAGGUUUGUUUCUGGUGGGACGCUCAUUAGUGGUGCACUCUAGGUGUUCUCUUGGCGCGUUUGCAAAGCCAGUGGAAGGCAAGCCUGCAACCUUUAGCCAAAAAAGCAUAACAGCUAACGCUAACGCUCCUGGUCUGGCGGUACGGGCGGUACGCAGGGAAGUAGCUAUGAACGGCGGGCACUGACGUCAUUGCCAUUAUACAAUAGGCUGAGAGGUGCCGCAUGCCGUUACGCUUUCUCCAAUGGUAAGAGAUACUGACCCUCUCAUCCCCCUAUAAUAUACAAUCUCUGCGCGUUUGUUGUAUUCCUUCGGCAAAGAGUGGUAAUGCUGGCAUUUUAAACUAAUUAAUGUUGACUGCUUUGGUAAACCGAAUUAAUAAUUAAUGACAUGUUUACUUGUAUGUUUUUUGGUGAUUUUUUUGCAGGAGGUUAUGUACAGUUAUUAACUGAAUUUGUAUUUUGUUGUUUAAAUGCAUAUGCUUCGAUUAGCAUUAGCUUGUGGACGCACCCUAUUUUGCAUGUACAUGUGCCUUAUGUGUGUCUUUACAGGUAUGUUUAUGGGUUGCAUUUAAGUCCAUACAUGUUUAAUUACAUAAAUGAAAAUAAAAGAAAUAUAAAUA